Molecule: messenger RNA, 3026 nt
Organism: Lepisosteus oculatus (spotted gar)
Lineage: Eukaryota; Metazoa; Chordata; Actinopteri; Semionotiformes; Lepisosteidae
Gene: gpr146
Product: G protein-coupled receptor 146
Biological process (GO): G protein-coupled receptor signaling pathway
Cellular component (GO): membrane
Molecular function (GO): G protein-coupled receptor activity
Source: RefSeq, a predicted model, not a curated record
CGGGAGCGCUCCGAGCAGCUGGCGUGCGCGUUUACGCGAAGCACUGAGGGUCUGGCUCAGGGGGGCGGGGUAGAGAGCUCGCACAAACAGCGGAGAGGCGGCCCACAUUGUUGUCUCUCCCCGCAACUUUUCUCUGCAUGUACUGGAGGGGAGGGACGCAGAGGCGCAGAACAGGUUGUUUUCCCCACAGCGAGAACUCCAGAAAAAGAAAACCCGGAGGGACAUGUGUUCGGGAUUAUAUGGAAGUCCAAUGCCUCCCUUGGUCGUCCCGAGGAGUCGCAGUUUUGCUGACCAGUUGAACCAGUGAUCGGAAGUGAAGCCCUGCAGGAAGAUCGCUAUGUGGAGCUGUAUGUUUUACAAUGAGACAGAUCACAGUGUGGACCACCAGCUCUGCCAGGACUUCGGGCUCGUCCUGUCCGUCUUCUCCCUCAUCUACCUCAUUGUGUGCUUCCCCGUGGGGCUGUGCUACAAUGCUCUGCUGGUGGUGGUCAACCUCUACAACAAGGUCUCCAUGACCAUGCCUGAUGUCUACUUUGUCAACAUGGCCAUUGCCGGGCUCGUCCUCAACAUCGUGGCCCCCAUCGAGCUGCUGGGACCUAGCUACACCAGGUGGCCCAUCUGGGACUACAACAACGAGAUCUACAUCACUUUGCUCAUACUGUUCAACAUCUCCUCUUUGGUAAUCAUGUACUCCACCACCCUGCUGAGCCUGGACUACUACAUCGAGCGCGCCCUGCCGAGGACGUACAUGUCAAGCGUCUACAACACCAAGCAUGUGUGCGGGUUCAUCUGGGGCGGGGCGGUGCUCACCAGCUUCUCCUCCCUCCUGUUCUACGUGUGCAACCACGUGUCCACCAAAAUCAUCGAGUGCUCCAAGAUGCAGAACAAGGAGGCAGCAGACGCCAUCAUGAUGUUCAUCGGCUACGUCGUGCCCGCGAUAGCGGUCCUCUACGCCUUGGUGCUGAUACUGCGGAUUCGGAAAGAGUCCACGCCGCUGGACCAGGACUCCGGGAGGCUGGACCCUUCUAUCCACAGGCUCCUCCUGACCUCAGUCUGCGUGCAGUUUGCACUGUGGACCCCCUACUACAUGACACUGCUGGUCCACACGCUGUCCGGGGCGCAGGGGAGGUACCUCAGCAGACCUCAGAUAACGGUGUAUUAUUUUGUCAGGUGUCUGGCCGAACUGCUGGCCUUUUCCAGCAGCUUCGCCAUGCCGCUGACGUACCGGCACAUGAACAAGAACUUCCCGCACAAACUGCAGCGGCUGCUGGCGAAGCUGCGCUGCGGGAGGCCGGGGUGCUCGCACGAGCGCUCGGCGGUGCAGCAGGUCGUCGCCUAGGAGAGGCCACGCCGCCGCCACCGCCGCCGCCACACUCCCCUCGGAUCUGGAGUCGCUCACCGAAGAGCGGCAGGCCAGAGCAGCAGACGCCCCCGGGGAAAAUCGGAAAGGAAGUAAAACGGACGCCGAUCACGGAGGAGUCCCGGCCCACCUGCGCCGGUUUCGUGGACUGGAGCGCAACGAGUGCGCCGGGAUGCUACGGGAAUUUGUUUGCAUUUCUUGCAGAGCUGGCUACUACGAGGAAACCACUAAGUGCUUUUUUUUUUUUUUUUUGAGCGUGCAAGCCACUUUGUUCAAACCAUGUUAAUAAUUACAGAUUCCCCUCUUCCCCCUUUCCCCUGGUUUGCAACAUCCAAUUCCAAGUCCACUCAAGUCUUAAAAAACAAUACACUUCAUGUAUAACACACACACAAUACCCGUACCUCAUAUUCACCCUGGGGCAUUACGUAAAGAAUCUCUCAGACUUCCAGGUAAACCCCAAACAAAGACUCAUAAGCUAUAGCAACUAAUUGUGGCUGUACAGCAUUCUGGGAUUUCUGGGAAAGUGGCCGUCUUUGUGGGAGAACAGAAUUUAGGGUGUUAAUGGUGUAUAUUUGUUGCUUAGAUGCACAGGAGACGUGUAAGUGGUUACACAUCUACGUGCCCAACAUCUGGCCACCUUCAGGAAAAAAUGUGCUCCGCAAAGUAAGCAUCUCAUAUUAUUCACGGCUCAGUGAAAUAACAUUUCUAGAAAAGGCUCUCUGUCUCCAGCGGUGCUUAUUGAGUAAAUAAUGAAUUACAGAAUUGUAGAGAAAAAAGGAAAAAUGUUCAACACUUCUACUUAAAACAGCAAUCAGGAUGGUUAAUAUAUAGACCCAUGUGUCUUGAGUCUUGAAGUAUUUCAGAUAACACUAUGUCGAUACAGCCUAAAUAAAUGAAGAAUCAUUCCCUGCUGGGAGAUGUUUCUCUGAUCUACUCAAACACUAUUCAAGCAUGGGUUUAUCUAGUAACCUGACAGGACGGUGCCUGUGGAUAAACUUUAUUAAAGUGUUGCAGAAGAAUAGGACCAAGAGAAAAAUAUUUGAGAGUUGGUGUUGACCCACAAACAGCUGGAAGGAGACACCCUGCCCGGUUAAUCUUUGCUUCUUGCGAGAUCAAAGUCCCGUGAGUAAUUCCUGACACUUUGAGUAGAAAGCCAGAGCUGUGCCAGUACUGUGUGACUGCUGAAUUAGGCCGGCAUCUCAGGGCAAGAAAAAUAAACCUAGCGUGCUACCUGAUUAUCGAUUGGGAUCUCAUGAAGUAAUAACGUAGUAAAACACUUCUUCUCGUCUGCCACUUUCAUGUGGUAGAUGGACAAACUGAUGAUAAAGCUGUAGUUGCUAUAAAUGAAUGAUUUCAUGGGGGGGAAAAAAAAACUAUUUGUGGAGUGUGACAGCUUACGUUUGUACCACACAUUCAGAAAACAUUCAGUUUAAAAGUAUUGCUUUGGAAGAGUUGCUAGUUAUUGUACUUUGCACCACCUACGUCUCGUGUGAAACCUCCCUGAGACUGUCCCUUGGAUUCUUGCCUUCCUGGAACAAAGACGCCCACUGAAAACCUGAGCCCUCAUAUUGUCACGACCUCUUUCGGUCAUCACGGGCACGGCGCACAGGACUCCUCCAUGAAUAGAAGAGCCUAUAGAAUAUACAGUCUACCAAAAUAUAUAUAU